Mytilus trossulus (common blue mussel) is the source of this 2980-nucleotide messenger RNA. RefSeq lists its product as uncharacterized. The record is from RefSeq and is a predicted model, not a curated record. The coding region runs from base 399 to 1898 and encodes 499 amino acids. NCBI's taxonomy places the organism in Eukaryota, Metazoa, Mollusca, Bivalvia, Mytilida, Mytilidae. The transcript is spliced from 3 exons.
AGGGCUAUAACCCUAUAGAGUUAUUACAGAAAAUAACCAAUGCAUGUUAUUGUGGAAAAAUUACAAGAGUUAUCCGCCCUUCAGUUUAUCAAUCUGAAAUAACACAUGUCCGUUAUCUCACGAAAAAAUUGAUCUGAAAUAACACAUGGGUGUUAUCUCGACGAGAAAAUCUUAACGGCAGACAACAUUUUUGAAUUUACCGCUGUUCUGUCGAUGCUCUAAGUCCCACGUGAUCCGACAUGCGCGCGCAUUAUUUAAUACGCCAUUUUGAUCCAACACACGCUGUAAGGUUAAAUUCUUUUUGUAUAACAGAAACAACUCACAAGAAACAUGGAGGCAACAUCUUUAGGCAUUUGAUAACAUGCAGUUUAAGACAUAACUCCCUUUAAUGAAACAAAAUGGCAGAUCAAAAUUAUCAUGCCAUAAAAUUGGAACAAAUGUGUCGACUUUGUGGGAAAAAUGUGUCAACAAAAUAUGCAUACAACAAAACACGUUUUAAAGUAGAGCUAGAUGAGCUGUAUAAUAUUGACAUUGAAGCUGAACCAUCUGAAGUCUUUCCCUCUUUGAUCUGCCGUAAAGAUUCACGAGAUCUGUAUCGUUAUCGAACAUGGCGAAGUAAAAAUGACCAAUCAGGGGAUUCGGUUUCAAAUUAUAAAACAGAACUAUUUGAUUUCCUUCCGCACUCAGACGAGGAAUGUAAUGUAUGCAUUAAGAAAAAGUGGCGCACUAAUGUUAAAAGGAGGAAAACUGAACACCCUAAUGAGUCUUCUGACAUGAUGGAAGGCACCAGUAGUUACAAUAAACAAGGAGAUAGCAUUAAUGAUGCUGCAAGUCAGACAUCGUUCACUGAUGAUGGUGAAGAACACUUUCCUUAUGACCUAAUGAAGAAUUUAAUGAAAGCAAUUUCACAAAAGAACUGUGAGACAAAAGAAAAAAUCUUCAUGGAUUUGAUACAUGAAAUGCCAUUGUGUGACGUUGAACUCUUUUCCUACUGUCUUGGAAAAAAAGUGCAGACAUAUAUUGUUGAAGAUGCCUCAUCUUUUGCCCUGCAAUACAAGGAUCCAAAAGCAAUGGCCAGGUUUAAUGUUAAAGCAUGGUUAAACAGAAGAAACAAAAGUAUCAUAUCAUUUCUUCAAGGUGUAAGCAAUACCGAAUUUCAUACAGAUCCAAAUGAACUAGGAAAUGAAUUAAGCCUUGCUCGAGGAGUAGAACAAUUGUACAUGCUCAGAUGUCCUUAUCUUAUUACACCUAUUUCAUUUCUUCUCAAUAUUUCGGUUUACACAUUGACAGGAAGCAAAUUAGCGGUAGACAUUAUUGGUAAUUGUUGUCCAGCAGGUCAUUAUCAAACUGUUACUUCUUGGCUACGAGAACAAGGAACUAAAGAGCCAGAAAUACCAAUAGCAGAUUUAAUGAAUGUCUUCGACAAUGAGCAGGUGAUUGGAAGAAAAAGUGCCAUUCGACCAAACCAGAAAGUAAUUACCUCUAUUAUUACCAAUAAAGGUGUUGUUGCCUUACAUUCUGAUCAAUUAAUCCAAGGAAAAGCUGAUUUAAAACCACAAAUGCUCUACAAUUUGCACAAACAAAAUGAGGAAAAUGAAAAUACUGAUGGUCAACAGGAGUUACUUAACUCUAUAACUGCUGAAAUGAUGAGCCAGUCAUCUAAAAGAAUCAUUAAAAUGGAAAGGGAUCACUUUGAACAAUUGUAUUACUUUGUCAAUGCUGCAAUUGAAGUUGUAAAACAGGAACAAGUAUUAGAAGGAGAUAAAAUCGAAGACACUAUUGAUCAAAAAGUAGCAAAAGAUGCACUGGAUGACUUAAUGAUGCAAUGUGCUACAUGUGGAACAUGGAACCGAAAAAAAAACAGAUUUGUAAUGGUUGCAAUGAAAGAGAUGGAUUGAAAAGAGCGAAAGAGUUGAAAAAAAAACCCAGUGUCAUUACCCCUGAGAAGAAAGUUUCAUACACAAAGCUUACUUUUACAAAUGAAAUGGACUCCACAACUCAGGUCGAAUAUACUGCUUAUGAUCACAUACCAACCAGACAUAUGACAAGUCAUUGUGUACUUUUGACAGAUCCUGUUUUUUGCAACCCUAACAGCUAUGAAACCGUUGCAAUGGUUCUUCGUAAAAUUGGGAGAGAUAAUGGCAUUUAUAAGUAUGGUGGAUCUGUUCGACACUGGACAUUUGUAUGCUGUGAUGGUCUGCCGUAUGUCAUUUGUAAGAAAUUACAAGAAGAAGCAGUCAUGUGCUCUGAGGAUAACUGCAAUGAAAAGUUUCUUUCAAAGACCAAAUUCAUCAUACAUGCACAGGAAAAGCAUCCUAAUAAGGAGUACUGUGAAUUUGUACACGAGUUUGACUGGUUUUAUCUUCGAAUUGGGGCCGGCCAUUAUGAGAUGAACUUGAUCAAGUCAUUUUUUGAGCUCAAUUGGAUACCUUUCUUAGAACCAUUGUGUGAAAGAAUGGGGUUUUUAUCGGAUGCUGCAAAGCAAUAUGCCAAAGCCUGCAAAGAUCUGCACAAAAGCUGGAACUUGUUAUUGAUAUUCCAUCUAGCUUCCUUGAGAGAAUAAGUUUUGCCCUAUGUGCGUCACAGUUUAAAGAAUGGAUCAAAUCCAGAUGCAAAACAAUUUUUUGAAUUUAACAAUCAAUUAUACCAGUCAAAUGCAAGCCCAAAUUUUGUGUAUAUGAUGGACCAGGUUUGUCGCUUCUCACAAGCUAUUAUCAACUUUAGAAUGUCUAUCAGAAGGAAUAAUUCUGACUUGCUGAAGAGUUCUAAGUUUAUGACAAAAGAGUUGUUUCAUGGUCGUCAACAUCCUAAAUACCAAGAAAUUGAGAUCAACGAUACAUUACAAGAUCUGCUAAUGCCAUGUGAAGUGCAAAAUCUAAAUGAUGCAUAUGCUUCCAUUACCACCACUGAAAAUAAAUCAACUGGUCAAGAUUUUGAUUUUAUAUUAGAGGAAAAAAAUCGACAAUUAAAGUCCUGGAUU